GAUAGGCUCUUAGUAUGAAGUGACAGCAUCGGUGGCGCAAUUGUAAACUGACAUAACCUAUUAUAAACGAGGCAUUGUCCAUUCGUUUAGAGGUUAUAAAAUCAUUCAGAGAAAUAGAGAUGUUGGAACCAAUUUUAGUAGAAGACUGUACAUAUAUGAAACUGGUUCCAUCAUUGGAAAGAAUAUUAAACGAUUUGAACGAAAAUUCUACGCAUCACGAUUAUAUGGUUGCUUUGGUAAUAGUAUUAUUAGCAGAGGCUGGUUUUUACUUGUCAUCGACAAAUAAUGACCAUUCACGUCCAAAACUAAGAUUUCUCCAUGUACCAAAAGAUUGGAAAUCACUAGACACGGGAGUGUAUGAGAUGUAUUUUCAACUAGAAACUGUACCUGAUAUAAAAUGCAAACUAGUUGCAGUCCCUCUAGGAGAUACGUUGAUUUUGAACUUUUUCCCUCUCAUAGAUGGAAAAACUACUUAUAAUAUAAAUGUACAAACUCUAAAGUUUAAGGAGGAAUUGUCAACACCAGUGCGUUCAGAUGUAUUGCAAAAAGCUGGUGUGAUGGGUCCUAGUCUUCAAGCUUUGCCAACUGAGUUGAAACUUAGAAUUUUAAGAUUGCUAGAUGUCUAUAGUUUAACAAGAAUGGCACAAUGUUGUUCAGAAUUCCGUGAACUCUGUUCAGAUGCUCAAUUGUGGAGGAACAUAAUGCACAGAGAUUUCCCAGAUUCGUGCACAAUAGGAAAUAACACAGACUGUUGUCACCGUUUCAUAUACAACAACAGAAGUUAUAUAAUUUAUGUACAUAACAACAAAAAAAAUUACGUAUUUCACGUAUGAAACUGACAAUGCAUAACGAUGGUGCAAAAUAUUUUCUUAUUUAGUAUCUUUUGUAUUUAACUACUGUAUUUUGUAAAAUAUAUUUGUAAAAAAUUUAUAUUGUUAUAAAUAUGUAAAAAUGACACUGUGUUUAUUAGUUCAGUUUUAUUUAUUUUAUUAUCAGUAUAAUAAUUUGAUAAUAUUUAGUUUUAUUUGUAUAAUAAUUUGAUAAUAUUCGAAUCUUCACAUAUGUAUGUUGUGCUUAAUUGGUGUCUCGAGUGUCUUGAAUAUACCGUUGUUUAAGUAUAAAUUCAGAAUUUCUAGACUAUCAUUAAACCAUUACUGCAAUGAAUUAAUUUCCGGUAUAUAUCGUAAAAGCGUAAUUAAAGUUAAAAGGUUUUAUUUGAAUUUUCCAUCAAAUAAAAUGGAAUUAGUCUUUUAGCUGAUUAAGCGUACGAUGUUUCUUUUUCUUCUUUUAGUUAAGAAAGCAUUGAAUAAUAAUCUUUUUUCAUUUAUGAUAGUAUGAAAGCUUCAUCGAUACGACUUCGUUGGAUACGUAUAGUUCAUUUCUUCAUUUCAUUUUAAUUCAUGAAAAUUUAAAUCCUUUUUUCCCACAGAUUAUGUCAUGGCGGAAAGAAAAAUUUAUGCGAAAUAGAUAAGAAAAUAUUUAAAACCUCGUCUGCACUAUUACUCGAGUGGAAUUAUUUACAAAUUUCUUGAAAUGAAAAUUUUCAAAGACGCGUGUAGAUUUUAUUUGGAGUUUCUAUUUUUAAACAGAAUUAAUUUGUUCCAUUUAGAAAUAGAAGCUCUUUCGAGACCGGUGUCUGAUCAGUAAUCUAUCCAGAGGAACAUUUUUUUAUCGUGUAUUUCGUUUCGUCGCAUGACGUACCCGCUAAUUUAAAAGGGUUUAAAUUAAUUUCUUGAAACUAUUUAAUCGCAUUUUUUACGCCCAUAAAUUUUCUUUUCAGCGGACGAGGUAACGAAGCCACCGGCGAGCAACGAUAACACACAAAACGAGGAAACGACGACACAGAGCAACGGUGAUACCGGUGAGUGA
Molecule: messenger RNA, 1869 nt
Organism: Heterotrigona itama
Lineage: Eukaryota; Metazoa; Arthropoda; Insecta; Hymenoptera; Apidae
Source: the annotation of a GenBank genome assembly